Molecule: messenger RNA, 1197 nt
Organism: Symbiodinium sp. CCMP2456
Lineage: Eukaryota; Dinophyceae; Suessiales; Symbiodiniaceae
Source: the annotation of a GenBank genome assembly
AUGGAAGAGGUGACCAUGAUGAUGUGGGCAUGUGGAAGAAGGUCUUUCAAGCAUGAGGCCUUGUUUUCGGAGUGCGUAGCAUAUCUAAAGCUCAAGGCCUCACAGCUUGAUCCUCAAGUCCUUUCAACCGUAUGCUGGGCGUUUGCCAGAACGGGAUUCUGUGACGAGGCCGCCCUUGGGUCUGUUGCUAAAUUGAUCAGGCAGACAGAGUCUUUGUUCGCAGUCAGCCAGGACGUGUGCAAUGCUGCCUGGGCAUUCGCAAAGUUACAAGUAGAAGAUGCAUCCCUAUUCCAGUCCAUGUUCUGCCGGGCAACCCAGGCCAUGUACAGUGAGCAAUUCAAAAACCACGCUCGCAUCGCCAAGAAGAACCGCACCAAGGACUGGGCACAGGUCUUCUUUGCAUACAUGUUCUGCCUGCGUCGCUGCCCUGAAGGGUUGGAACAUAUUCAUCCGCGCUUGCUCCAUGACUUGCGCCUCAUGGGCCAGAUGCGUUCCACUGGACGUGUGGAUGGGACAUUCUCAGACAGUUCGGGCCUGAACCAUUCCGAGCAGUGCCUUCGUGAGCUCGACAGGCUCAUCGAAUCGAUGGAGAAAGAGCGCAAUGAUCCUGACGCAUGGCAGGGGACAGGUUACAGUGACAGCCUAGAGGCUGAGCCUAUGGCUAGCUCCUCUGUUUUGCUUGAAGCAGCAGAGGCCAAUGCAAGGCUGAGCCAUGACAUGGUAAAGAAUUUCCAUGCGGAUGAACCCCGCAUAGUCCUUCUGAGCUUUUCCCGAUGCCCAGAAUGUUUCCGACAUGCUUUGCUGGAAGGGCCCGCGCUCGCAGAUGUUCGUGCAGCUUUGCAUGAAAGAGGAUAUGAGGCAGUAUUGGCUUCUGGUAUCAAAGAUUUCGUACAUCCGGAGCAGUAUGAGAGCGUUCGGGAAGCAGUUCAAGAGCAGCAGCACAAAGGCGUGUCUUUCAAGUCCUCACAAGUGGUGGUGGCAGAAGAUCUCGAGAGACUGGUCGUGAAAGCCUUGCAGGCCAUACCCAGCAGCCAAAAAGUGCGACUGCGAGAGACCCGAGACCUACCAGUCUGCUGGGAUGAAGUGACGGAUGCAAUGGUCGCUGAAGAAGCUUUAGAAGAGGUCGUGGUGAAGCGGACAUUCAUUCAUGUCUCUAGCCCGAACAUGUCCAACACUCGUGUUACAAAGUCAUUGUAG